GCGGAGAGUUCUCGCGCGCCGAGAGCAAAAGUGUUGCGAGCGAGCGAGGUUGGAGCUGAUAAAGAGGAAACACACCACAUUACACCCACCAUCCUCUUCGACAUCUCCCUCCAUUCAUUCAAACAACAAAUAUCAGCGAUCAGCAACGACCCCAUCACCAUGUCUCUUUACGACCGAAUCGCUUUCCCUCUCCAAGCCCCCAACCCAGCCCUACAGCGACCGGGUCAGUCCUCCUCCUCCUCUUCGUCAUUUGCGACCGAGGACAAGAUCAGGACGCUCGUAGACGAAUACGGACAACGAGAUGAUCUGGAUGAAGAUGAAAAGAUGUGGCUGAGCAGGGAGUGUAUCGCUCGCUUCCUCCAAGCGACAAAAGGCAACCUGCCCGAAACUCGCACCCGUCUGAAAAACUGCCUCUUCUUCCGCCGCUCCUGGAACCUGUACAACCCCCCUGCCAACGCCGUCGAUGUCGCCCCAGAAUCCCCUUGCGGUAAAGAGUUCCUCUACGGGUAUUCCAGUAAAGGACAGCCGGUGCUUUAUUUUUACCCGAACAGAAGCGAUACCGAGGUUGGGGAGAGGCAGAUGAGACAUACGGUGUACAUGCUGGAGAGGACGAUCGAUUUGAUGCCACCGGGAAUCAGCAAUUUAUGCUUGAUCAUCGACCUGGCUGGAAAGAGUCGAGCGCCGACGAGCGUGGCGCAGGCGAAAUUGUUUGUCGAGAUCUUGGGGAACCAUUAUCCCGAGAGGUUGGGUUCGGCGGUGAUACUGAACCUCCCAUGGAUGGUGAAGAAGUUCUUGGACCUGAUCUUCAAAUUUGUGGAUCCCGUGACGAAAGCCAAGGUCUCGUGGGAGAGCUCAUUCGUCAAGGACGGUUUGGUGCCCAAGUCGACCGCGUUGAAGGAUCACGGUGGAGAUGUGCCCUUUGUCUACAACCACGACGAGUACUGGCCGACCCUCUUGCAAGUUGCCAUGGAUAAACGCACGAGGCAGAAGGCUACCUGGAAGGCUCUGGGCGGGACAGUGGGCAUCUCGGAGUACGAUUACAAGACUAUCGGAGCGACAUCGACGGGAGCGCCUUCUGGGUCAUCAUCCUCGUCCGCACCUGCACAAGGACAGCAACAGCCACAAUUGCAUAUCCAAACGCAGUUGCCGACGCAGACGCACGCCAGGAUCGGGACGAGCGUCUCGAGCGCCGCUUCGUCCGACGGCGCGACUCUGCACGAUUCGCACGGCUUGAACGACCCGGACGUACAUGACGGGCACCUCAAGCAGGUCGUUCAUGCUGAACCUGGCGUCCUAGUCGACGGCUUGACUCAGAGGGUGGGGUGAUCGAGGAAGGAUGGAAUGGAAGGACGUUUUCUUGAG
Filobasidium floriforme is the source of this 1362-nucleotide messenger RNA. Its product is annotated as CRAL-TRIO domain-containing protein. Gene Ontology annotation, molecular function: phosphatidylinositol transfer activity. The record is from RefSeq and is a predicted model, not a curated record. The transcript is spliced from 6 exons. The coding region runs from base 160 to 1326 and encodes 388 amino acids. NCBI's taxonomy places the organism in Eukaryota, Fungi, Basidiomycota, Tremellomycetes, Filobasidiales, Filobasidiaceae.